UUUGCAGGCGAUUCUCCUCGUUCAGUGAAUUCAUUCAACUACUUUUGGAUUUUAAUGUCUCAUCUGAGACUGAUGGGGGCCGUUGUGUAGUCUAAGGGCAGUUAAAGGUUUUCAGUUCCCAGUACUUGACAGUUGUGGAUGCCGUUUUUUAUCCACGUAGGCUACGUAACCUCGAAGCGAGCUAGCUGCAUGUUAGUAAACGAUGCGUCUUUGCAUAGCACGUUUCAUUCAUUUUGGCUAACACUAGCUUUGGCGGUUCACGCUCACCUGACCAGGGUUUGGUCGACUUUAUAACACUAGGUACUUUUUGCUAAUGAAGUUGCGUGACAUAGUUCAGCUACAGUGUGGCUUCGAGUUUCUGUUGAACUGAGAAAUAACAGUUGCGUGUGUCGACCACUUAGCUGCUUUAACGACAGCUACUCCGCAAAGUGAAUUAGGUUAGCAAAGGUAACGUUAACUUUUACCAACUAUCAUGGAUUAUGAACAUAAAGCGAAGGCAGUGGCUGACUGCUUGCUGAGCUACAAGAGGGAUGAGUCCGGAUGGAAAGUCUGCAAGAAAUCGAACGACGUGGUUGUGUCUUGGCGUCCCUCGUCAGAGUUCCCGGGGAAUGUUUACAGGGGCGAGGGAAUCGUCAGCGGCAGCCUGGAGAAAGUGUGGGAGUGCCUGAAACCAGUACCCAAUGGGCACAGAGUCAAAUGGGACAACAAUGUGAAAAAGUUUGAGCUGUUAGAACAAAUCACAGAGGACAUCUCUAUCUGCCGAACAGUCACGCCCUCAGCAGCUAUGGGUAUCAUAGCUCCACGAGACUUUGUAGAUGUUAUUUUAGUUAAGCAAUACGAAGAUGGCACCAUUUCAUCAAAUGCCACCAAUGUGAGUCACCCGGGCUGUCCUCCCCAGUCUGGCUACGUAAGAGGAUUCAACCAUCCAUGUGGCUGCAUCUGUGUCCCCAUUUCGGGAGAGCCCAACAAAACCCAGGUGUUCAGCUUCUUCCAGACGGACCUGGGUGGCUUCCUCCCCCGUUCUGUGGUCGACUCGUUCUUCCCAUCCAGCAUGGCCGAGUUCUACAGCAACCUGGCCAAGGCUGUCAAAUCCCUCAAGGACCUUUGACACUAAGAGUUAAGAAAUCCACCUACAAAUAUGGUGUUUAAUUAGUCUCCAAACUUGUUCAACUUGACGAGCGAGCUGGUGUUGGGCUUUUGCGUGGGGAGGGCUGAGUGAGUAGAAACGCUCCCCAGUCUCGUGGAUGAUGUUCUGUGAUACACGGAGCUCUUACGUGCGCAAGUUUUGAGACGAAUUAAACGCCACAUUUAAACCUUGGGCCUCCUGACUGGUCAGGCCAAAAGUCCAUUCCACUUUCCACAGUCCAAAGUCAACAGCAGUCAGCACACUGAGAUUAUCAACAACCGUUUAAUCCAGAUAGAUCUAAUCCACACUUCAUGUGUAAUGUACCUUCCUUAUACUCCUGUGUUACUGCAGGAAGAAUCCAGUAAAUCCUCAACACUGAAAAAAUACAGAGGGCUUCCAUUUAACAAAACCAGUCCGUCUACAUCCCUCUCUGUCGGAGGGAUUUAUUUGCCCUAAUCUAAAUGAUUCCAGUAGAUGUCAAAUCUAUAUUUGUACAUGUGCUAAAGGUGCAGAAUAUCUUUCCUUUCUACCAGAAUGACGUGACACCAGACAUUCCUCUUCUACUCAUUGCACACUCGAGUGUGUGCGGUAAACAUGCAUGUUGCAUGGACCUUAUUUACCCUAUGCUGGUAUCAGAUUAUUGGUUUGGAGUUGUCCCUCAUACCUCAUAUAGAUGUUUGUGUACUUGAAGUGUCACAGUUUUGCUCAUCUCCACUCACCUGUAAACCGUGAAUAUAUCAGCUCCACCGAAACACUAAAGCACAGGUGACACGGCCUUUUUAAACAAAGGCAGCUGUUUAGAGGUCAAAUAUUCAAAGCUGCUCCAUUUAGCAGAAAAGUUUCUUCCCCUUUCUUCAUGCCAUUGGUUGCUGAAAAGUAAAUUUCCCUCUCUUUUUCACCAUGAACAGUCCUCAUGCAGGUUUAAGAUUAGAACCAAGUCAGCUGCUGUGACUCAUGUUCAUAAGGUGUGUUUCCAUUAAACACACAGUAUGUAACUUCUGCUGGUAGGAGUCUUUCUAUCAAAACAGUGUGAGUGGUUCAGGAAAUCAAACAGACCUGGUGAUUCUAACUGUUAAAAACACUGAAUGAAGCAGUUUGACAUU
Molecule: messenger RNA, 2229 nt
Organism: Seriola dumerili (greater amberjack)
Lineage: Eukaryota; Metazoa; Chordata; Actinopteri; Carangiformes; Carangidae
Gene: stard5
Product: StAR related lipid transfer domain containing 5
Exons: 6
Coding region: 473-1108 (211 amino acids)
Molecular function (GO): lipid binding
Source: RefSeq, a predicted model, not a curated record